AUGGGUAACGCUGAUGAAUCUAUAUAUACAGUUAAUUUAAUUAAUAAUCAAACAACAACAAUACUGUUAGAUUUUUUGUUAUUAUUACUUCCACUAUCAACAUAUGAUGAUAGUCUAUUACUUGAUUCGUUAUUAAAUACAACUAUUAAACAAAAAUGUGAAGAUAAACAUUUACAUUCUUCACUUAUUCAAACAUCACUUGAAAAUUCAGAUAUUGAUUCAGGUUGGCGUUCAACUAGUUGUCUAAAUUUAUUAGAUUUAGCACUUAAACAGUUGUUUGAAAGUUUUCCUUUUUAUUUUUUAAUUAAUUAA
Rotaria sordida is the source of this 312-nucleotide messenger RNA. Lineage: Eukaryota; Metazoa; Rotifera; Eurotatoria; Philodinida; Philodinidae. The record is from the annotation of a GenBank genome assembly.